AUGCAACCAAAUGAAAAUUUCAGCUUUGCCCACUGCAGAGAAACAGCAGACUGGCUCUUGGCUCAUAGCAAGCAGUGCCCAAAAAUUGCCAUCAUCUGUGGUUCCAGACUGGGGCCACUGGAGGACAGCUUGAUGAACCCGGUGUCUUUCCGAUACGCAGAUAUUCCCAACUUUCCACGCUGCACAGUGAAAGGCCACGACGGGCAUCUCGUCUUCGGGGAGCUGCAGGGCAAGCUGACUGUCUGCAUGAGAGGGCGCUUCCAUGUGUAUGAGGGUUACCCUCUUUGGCAGACCUGCGAAUGUCUAAAUGCAAGGAUUAGUCGCAAGGUUACUUCUUCAUCCCUGUCGUUAACUGUGAACGGUCGGUUUGGGCCCCACUUCCUGGCACUCCUGGGUGCUUACAACCGACAGCUCUGUGCCCUGGCCAUGGAGACUGCCCGGUGCCCUGGAUAUGCCUCGUUCGCCAGGCAGGGCGUAGACUGCGUGGUCGGGGGCCCUGGUUUUGAAUCUGUGGCCGAGGCUUGGCUGCUGCAGAUGCUCGGGGCAGAUGCUGUGGGGAUGAGCACUGCGGCAGAGGUCCUGGUGGCCAGGCACUGUGGGCUCCGCGUCUUCGGUCUCUCGCUGAUCACCGGCCAAGUGAGGAAGGACUACAAUGCCAAAGAGCCCACUGACCAUCAGGGUGUGCUGGAGGCAAGCCAGAGGCGAGUCGCUAGCCUACAGGCCCUCCUCGCAGGGCUGGUGGGGGGGCUGGAUUGCCGCAGUGGCAGCACUACAGAAGAGCCCAAGAACAGCGCCUGA
Molecule: messenger RNA, 798 nt
Organism: Candoia aspera
Lineage: Eukaryota; Metazoa; Chordata; Lepidosauria; Squamata; Candoiidae
Product: purine nucleoside phosphorylase-like
Exons: 6
Coding region: 1-798 (265 amino acids)
Biological process (GO): nucleoside metabolic process
Cellular component (GO): cytoplasm
Molecular function (GO): purine-nucleoside phosphorylase activity
Source: RefSeq, a predicted model, not a curated record